Messenger RNA from Salpingoeca rosetta, 732 nucleotides. RefSeq lists its product as uncharacterized. Lineage: Eukaryota; Choanoflagellata; Craspedida; Salpingoecidae. Gene Ontology annotation, cellular component: ribosome. Gene Ontology annotation, molecular function: structural constituent of ribosome. The record is from RefSeq and is a predicted model, not a curated record. The transcript is spliced from 9 exons. Bases 1 to 732 code for a protein of 243 amino acids. Gene Ontology annotation, biological process: translation.
AUGGUCAGCACGCGCGUGUCUAGCCCGUUGGGCGGGCCCCUCCCCAAGAAGCCACAACCAACAACCCCUCUGCAAGCAUGGGUCACAUCGCUGCCAGCCGCCUACCGGGUGGGUAUGAUGGAGCUUGACCCAACAGUGUUUGGCGAAGAUCUAAGAAAAGACAUCUUGCAGCGCGUCGUCGUGUUUCAGCGCGCAUCCUGGAGAGCGGGUACUGCCAAGACAAAGACACGGAGUGAAGUGCGCGGUGGCGGAAAGAAACCGUGGCAACAGAAGGGCACUGGACGCGCACGUGCCAGCAGCAUUCGCUCUCCUCUCUUCCGAGGCGGUGGCACGGUGCACGGCCCAACCCCUAAGGACUGGUCAAUCAAGCUGCCCAAGAAAGUCCAGCGGAUGGGUGUCCGCGUCGCCCUCUCGGCGAAACUGGCGCAGAACGACCUCCUCAUUGUGGAUUCGCUCAACCUCCCUUCCUCAAACGAAGAGGAUUUGCUGGAGGCUCUAUUCUCAAACUCGUUGCCGCCAAACCUGAGCGCAGCUGCAGAGGGGCUUGACGACGUGACCGUGAUGCCCCAGCGAGACAUUAAUGUGUAUGAUAUGUUGAACCACCCGACGCUGAUCAUGUCGAUGGAUGCUGUGCGCGAGGUUGAGCAAUGGCUGUCCACCUGGAGACAUGGCUCACCCGAAGACCUCACCUCCUUCCUCGAAGCAGACGACCAGCAGCAAGACCAGCAAUGA